Molecule: messenger RNA, 1497 nt
Organism: Penicillium argentinense
Lineage: Eukaryota; Fungi; Ascomycota; Eurotiomycetes; Eurotiales; Aspergillaceae
Product: dual-specificity mitogen-activated protein kinase kinase
Exons: 4
Coding region: 1-1497 (498 amino acids)
Biological process (GO): protein phosphorylation
Molecular function (GO): protein kinase activity; ATP binding
Source: RefSeq, a predicted model, not a curated record
AUGUCGUCGCCCGUCCCACUGCUGCGUCCGCCGGUGCCUGGCAACCGCAACAACGCCGGAGGCAGCCCGCGAGCCCCCAAACUCACCUUGGGCAUUCCCCCCUCGCCCAACAGCAAACCCGUCGCCGACAAUGGCGUGCCCGCCGUCGAACCUCAGGCUCUUCCGAUCCAACCCUCACAGCCCCAAGUACAACCGCAGCAACGACCCGGCCGACCGUCCUUGCCCCGCUUGCAACUGGCAACCCCGAUGGGCAGCAGCCAGAAUGUCCCGCAACAAAAUGGUAAACCCGCCGGACUCUCGCUCUCGACCACCGGACUGGGCGUGAAUGGCCAGCCCCCGCUCGGCCACAAGGCCAGCGGUCCGACAUCGUCAAACUCUUCAUACUCGACUCUCAACGUCGCCAUGGAGCUGCGGGAGUCUGGCGGCAGCUCCGACCCCGCCUCUGCCAUCAGCUCUGUGUAUUCGGAUGCAGAAGGCGGCAUGCAGAUGAAGCGUGAUACCAGCGUGAACGGAUUGCUCCCGGAUCUGGAUAAAUUGAGUCUGGAAAAGGGUCGACCGCUCGACGUGGAGGAUCUGGAUGACGAGGGCUGGCAUGCGGCUAGCGAACAGAAGAAGAUUGAGGAGCUUGGAAGUCUGGGUGAAGGUGCCGGUGGUGCAGUGACCCGGUGUAAGCUCAAGGAGGGCAAGACGGUUUUUGCUUUGAAGAUCAUCACCACCGACCCGAACCCCGAUGUCAAGAAACAGAUCGUCCGCGAGCUUAACUUCAACAAGGACUGUGCGUCUUCUCAUAUCUGCCGCUAUUACGGCGCUUUCGUCGACAAGACGUCAGGAACCAUCUCUAUUGCCAUGGAGUUCUGCGAGGGUGGCAGUCUAGACAGCAUCUACAAAGAAGUCAAAAAACUAGGCGGGCGAACAGGCGAAAAAGUCCUCGGCAAGGUCGCCGAGGGCGUCCUGAACGGCCUGACAUAUCUGCACAGCCGCAAAAUCAUUCACCGAGAUAUCAAACCAUCCAACAUCCUACUCUGCCGCGACGGUCAAGUCAAGCUCUGCGAUUUCGGUGUCAGUGGCGAGUUCGGCACCAAGGGCGACGCCAACACCUUCAUCGGUACAUCCUACUACAUGGCCCCGGAACGAAUCACCGGUCAGUCAUACACCAUCACCUCGGACGUGUGGUCUCUGGGUGUGACCUUGCUGGAAGUUGCCCAGCACCGAUUCCCUUUCCCGGCCGACGGAACCGAGAUGCAGCCCCGCGCCGGUCUAAUAGAUCUCCUCACAUACAUUGUCCGCCAGCCCAUUCCGAAACUGAAAGACGAGCCGGAGAACGGUAUUCGCUGGUCGGAGAACUUUAAAUACUUUAUUGAAUGCUGCCUCGAGAAAGAACCCCCUCGACGCGCAACUCCCUGGCGGAUGCUGGAUCAUCCAUGGGUGCAGGACAUGAAGAAUAAGAAGGUCAACAUGGCCAAUUUCCUGAAACAGGUGUGGGACUGGAAGGAGUAA